Messenger RNA from Vanessa atalanta (red admiral), 729 nucleotides. RefSeq names its product methylated-DNA--protein-cysteine methyltransferase. The record is from RefSeq and is a predicted model, not a curated record. Lineage: Eukaryota; Metazoa; Arthropoda; Insecta; Lepidoptera; Nymphalidae. Gene Ontology annotation, biological process: DNA repair. Bases 117 to 665 code for a protein of 182 amino acids. The transcript has 2 exons. Gene Ontology annotation, molecular function: methylated-DNA-[protein]-cysteine S-methyltransferase activity.
AUUUUAUAUAGACUUUAUAUAGAAAAAUACUUAUAACUAUCCGUCAAAAUUAAGCUAAAAGUGAAAACAAUUACUAGUUUAAAAAUAAUUAAGAUACUUUUAAUUAUUAUAUAGUUAUGAAUAUUUCUAAAAUAUUAAAGUGUUCUAAGAAUGGUAACAACCAAGUGUGUGUUUAUUCAUUCGAAACACCUGUCGGUAAGAUAGUUGCAGGUGCUGAUGACGAUUUCUUAUAUGUUGUUAUAUUUGAAGAUUCAAAAAAUGUCGAAAAAACAUUCCAAGCGAUUUCCAAGAAAUUAUCAUGUAAUUUCGUUGAGGAAAAAAACAAAAUUUUAGAUCAAUUCGAGAGCGAAAUCAAAGAAUAUUUUGCGGGAGAUCUUCAAAAAUUCACUCUUCCUAUAAAAACUUUGGGCUCAGAAUUUCAAAAAGAUGUGUGGGAUAAACUACUUGAAAUUCCAUAUGGAUCAACACACACUUAUGGCGAACUAGCCAAGAUUAUGGGUAGACCAGCAAGCCAUUCUCGUGCUGUUGGUGCUGCUUGUGGUGCAAAUGCUCAUCUACUUGUUAUACCUUGCCAUAGGCUUGUGGCAUCUGGUUCUAAUGGAGGUUUCAGCAGUGGAUUGGACCGCAAGGAAUGGUUAUUAAAUCAUGAAAAAAAGUUUUCUUAAUUUAUGUUGUAUAUUGAGGAAUUUAUAUCAAUGUAAAAAAAUAAAGUACAAAAUAAAAUUUACA